AUGAUAUGCUUCCCAACUAGCGUGUUGACCUUCGGAUCCAAUGCGAACACCCUAAGCCCUCGUACUCUGAAUCAUUUUGUCCAAGGGUACAACGUCAUGGAGAAGAUACAAAUGGUUGGCUACUUUCUCCAAGAGCUUAUACUUUCCCUCAUCUACGUCAAAGAGACAUUGCGCAUCCUCAAGCUGUCGAAAAGCGCCCAAGACGACAUCAUGAGCAUUGCAGAUAACACUCAACUGAAGCACCCCUUUGCGCGCAAGCUCAUGUACCAGCUCCUCGCCAUCAACACCAUCAUCAUCGCUAUGGACGUCGCUCUCCUUGCCGUCGAAUUCGCGAACUUGUACCUCGUGGAAACUACCCUUAAAGGUGUCGUCUACUCUGUAAAGCUCAAGCUGGAAUUCGCUGUCCUGGGUAAACUCGUGCAGAUUGUGCGCAGCAAGUCGAACAGCAGCGAUCACCAAGCCUCCGCGGAGCGUCAAGGCCCAGCUACCGGAUUCGAACUUGAAAAAAUACCCUCGGCGAGAAGUGGAAGCGGCAAUGGAAGCACUAGAGGAACAGUAAGAAGAGGCAGCACUAUGAAGCGAAUGCAGUCUUUCCCAGACUUUGUGGAUCCUACUCGGGUGAGCUGCGAUGUCACGCAUGCGCCGACAAGUAUGCCCCCUGUUAGGACGCGGGGUGGGUUGACCAUUCCCGAAGAGGACGACGGGAAUGCGUGGGAAAUUGAAGGUCAGCACAGGAAGAGAUGGCACAGAGCAGAGCAGAACAGCUGGAUCGAUGAGGAAAUGGUACGCGAUCUCUCUGAUCACUGUUUGAAAAAUUCUAACACCGGGUAG
Molecule: messenger RNA, 831 nt
Organism: Didymosphaeria variabile
Lineage: Eukaryota; Fungi; Ascomycota; Dothideomycetes; Pleosporales; Didymosphaeriaceae
Exons: 2
Coding region: 1-831 (276 amino acids)
Source: RefSeq, a predicted model, not a curated record